UCAGUUGGAAAUGAGAGAGGAGGAGAAAGACCCGGGUGCAGAGGUUGAUCACAACAGGACUAUGAGCCACCAGUGUGAUGCAGCUGCGAGCAAGGCAAACGCAAUCCCAGGACGUAUCCGGUGAGGCAUUUCCAGGAGAGGUAGACGCCUGGCCAGGUGCAGCGAUGACGCCGAAGGGACCCCACCCCGUGCUGCUGCUGGGCCUGGUUCUGCUGGCUGGCUGGCUGGCCCGGCUCGGCCAAGGAGCCAGCCACCCGCAGUUCUUGAGGCAGCAUGUCGACAACCCCAAGACCAGGGCCCGGGAUGACCGGAGGUACUGCAACAUGAUGAUGCAGCGCCGGGGCAUGGCCCGCCCCUGCAAACACACCAACACCUUCGUCCACGCUCCCGCCAGCCAGCUCCAAGACAUCUGCGGCCGGGCAGGCCGGCACGUCACUCGCAACCUGUACGACAGCAACAACCGCUACCGCAUCACCAUCUGCCGGCUGUCUGGGGGGUCGACCCGCCCGCCCUGCAACUACCGCGGGGGCAGCAGCACCCGGCGAAUCCGCGUGGCGUGCAUCGGGGGCCUGCCCGUGCACUACGACAGGAACCUCUAGAGCCGGGCGGCCAGGCCUGGGGCGGGAGCCAGGGCAUCCUGCUGCUUUCGCUCUCCACGGACACUUCCAUGGCUGGGGGCUCCCCAGCUCCGUCCCUGACCCCUCCUGGAUCCACCCUCGGCUCAAGGCACCCGGUAUGAGAUCCAGGAACUGGGGGGGCUCAAGCCAGGCGUCCGAGUCCAUGGUGAGGACCCCGACAUCAGAGUGACUGACCAUGGCGAGCACUCGGCUAACGCAGCUUCCACUGAGUCUGCAGCGUGGAAAAAAACAGCCUUCUGGAUAUCUAGUGCCCCACGAUUUAUUGUAAUCCCCAUUGAUCCUUCUGCAGCUGCUCAGAGUUGUCACCCCACCCCCACCCUCUGCUGCCCCCUAGUGCCCAUUAUACAGUACAGCCGCCCCUUCCCCACCCCCACCCUCUGAUGCCCCCUAGUGCCCAUUAUACAGUAUAGCCGCCCCAUCCCUGCCUCUCACCCUCUGCUGCCCCUAGUGCCCAUUAUAUGGUGUAGCUGCUCCAUCCCAUUCCUUACCCAUGCGGUGGUGAGAUUGAUGUUGGGAGAAGUGUGUCUCA
This is a messenger RNA of Mauremys mutica (yellowpond turtle), 1167 nucleotides long. Its product is annotated as ribonuclease-like. Lineage: Eukaryota; Metazoa; Chordata; Testudines; Geoemydidae. The transcript is spliced from 2 exons. Gene Ontology annotation, molecular function: nucleic acid binding. The coding region runs from base 78 to 599 and encodes 173 amino acids. The record is from RefSeq and is a predicted model, not a curated record.